Molecule: messenger RNA, 2259 nt
Organism: Klebsormidium nitens
Lineage: Eukaryota; Viridiplantae; Streptophyta; Klebsormidiophyceae; Klebsormidiales; Klebsormidiaceae
Source: the annotation of a GenBank genome assembly
UACGCGUCCCUGCUUCUCCAAAAUUACGGCAAGCGUUUGGCCAUUGGCGACGCAGCGCAUACAGCAGAUGUGGCGGCCUUCUGCAGCGUUUACGAGCUCACAUUGCUUCCAUCCUUUCAGCUCUGGCGUCCCUCCCUCUCACAGAUCAUUCAGGCUGUGCUUCCGUGUUGUUCCUGAGACGGCGCUGUGCAUUCUGUCAAGAUGUUUGCAUCAUUUGUUCCCACCCGGCAACGGAGCGCCUCCAGCGCCAACGCCCCCGGAUCUGCUGAACAUUUCUUCUCUAAGAAGCAGAAGUUGCAGCACCAGGAACAUGAAAAGGGACUGAAUCCUACAUUUGACAAUGGUGCCUGGGAAACUCUGCCCACUGCCCAACCCUACGGCCCGGCCCCCGGCAACACAUUGUUAGCAGAUAUGGCUUUGGCAGAUGAACCUCAGACAGGGUGCCCGGCUUCUGGAGAUGUCAUGCCCUUCCCAGACAACCUUCUCGACAUCCCUGAUGACCUGGACAUUGACAGGAUGUCGUUCUGCAGCUCCGACACAGAUUUUGAGGAUUUAGGGGAGGAUUACACUUCCAACCCCAGGGACGAGCAGCUGGACAUCUAUGGGGAGAGUGCAUCCUUGCUUGGGAUGCCUGACGACAAGAAAGGAGUUGACAUGGGGGUGCUCUCCUGGCUGGAGGCAGGCUUUCCUUCCUACCCCAAUGCAGAGGGUUUCAGGCUUCCUGCAGCACUGGACAACACCCUCUGCGAAUAUCAGUUGCCAGCGAGCGCAACCCACGAAGCCAUUGUUCCUGGAACUCCCGCCGCCACUCCCGGCUUCACUUCUGAGCAGUUUUCCGCUCUGAAGAAGUUUGCCGACACGACCAAUCUCGACGUUGUCAUUGAACCCGACGGCAUCAAGCUGAAGCGCUCCCCCCAGGCAACGCCGGACUCGUUUCUGACGCAAGCCCCGCCUGGCUUUGGUGUGGACACGGGCCUGAGCGAGCGGGAAUUCACGGAGGGCCCUCUGCGCAUGGAGGCCGAAUCUGCUGGCAGCCACGUGGACCCUAUGAUCCCCACCCAGCUCUUCCCGGAGACCUCUACCGGGGCUCUGGACUUCUCCGCUCUCCCGUUGGAGUCGCCCCCCCCUUUCGACUGCCCCCCCGUCGCUGACUAUAGCUGUGACAUCACCGACGAUGAGCUGUUGGCCAUCCUCUUCGGCUCGGAUAGGGAGGGAGCCGUGGAGAUUCCCAAAGCUGCUACCGAAGAGGUGACGGACUCCGAGUUCCUGCCCAUUUGCAACGAGGCGGACAGCCUUUCCGAGGACGGCACCUUCCAGAUCAACGGCCGCCCGGUGACAAGGAUGUCGUCAGCGGAGUUCGCCAGGACCAGGCCUUACGAUCUGCAAGUCGUGUCCGAGGAGCUGUCCAAGGAGCCCCCCCACCCCGAGACAAGCCUCAACUGGUGCUUCAUCAUCCCCAACCGGAGUCCGAAAGACCUCAACAAGUUCCUCCCGGAGAAGACGUGGACCAACGGGGGAAAGAACAAGGAGAAGCCCACCGAACUCAACAACGCAAUGACGGUCCAACAUAUCGGCUUUCAGGCGCACAAGCUCCCUCGGGCAGAAGUUCCGGGCUACCUGCAACUGGACGCAACAGAUCGGGCCAUGCUCCGGUUCUCCAUGAAAGUCUACACCCGGAGGGGGGUGAGGAGCUGCAAGAAGGCAUACCCCACCGCUUACGUCGUGCUGACGUUGAAGAAGCCGAUCCGGAGGCUGCGCCACGCGCGUCGGGGUUAGUAGCAAGGGUUUGGCGGUGUUAAAAACGGAUAUACAUGGGUUACGAAGGAAACUGGUGUUGUAUAAAGACCUGUGUAUGAUACUAAUUGAUCUAGUCCUGUGUAUGAUAGUGGGCGCCAAUCCUUUUGCUAUACACAAUAAGUUUAGUCAGCCGCGGGCUUUUGAAGCUAGGGCGUGUCAUCUUACAUGUCACGUUCAGUCGUGACAAACGGCAUGUUAACGGCUUGUUAAUACUAAGAAUCUAGGAAGUACUGGUCUGAGCAGCCGGAUUUGAGGGGAUUUUGGUAAGACGGCUAGGUGUCGGACCUCAAGGCUGCCUUUGGGAAUUACCGAGGUACGCAGCUAGAACGUUGGGGACAUACAGUGUUUGCUAUGUUUGUUCCUUGGACCUAGGGGAACGAGCUUAAAUUGCUAAAAGCUAGACGAUCUUGACCCGGGACCCGUAGCCGCCGGCGGCCCCCUCGAUCAGAACGAAACCCAGGC